Closterium sp. NIES-65 is the source of this 1248-nucleotide messenger RNA. The record is from the annotation of a GenBank genome assembly. Lineage: Eukaryota; Viridiplantae; Streptophyta; Zygnematophyceae; Desmidiales; Closteriaceae.
AUGAGCCCCGCGCCGCCGGGGCCGGAGGGCAGUCCCGCGGGGAGCCCGACUGCCGACACGACAAUAAGCGAGCUGAUUGGCGGGCGGUACCGCCGCAUCCGGAAACUGGGCAAGGGCUCGCAGGGCAGCGUGUGGGAGUGCGAGGACGUCACCGCGGCCCCCGGCGCGCCGCGCGUGGCGUGCAAGACUUUCCCUUUGUCGCACUCCGCCAUCAUCGACAUCCGCGCGGAGGUGCGCGCGCUCGAGAUGGUGGGCGACCACCCCAACGUGGUGCGCCUCGUGGAUUUCAUCGUCGAUGCCGCCGCGGCGGAGGUGCAUGUAAUGAUGGAGCUUGUACCGGGCGGCGACCUUCUAUCGGAGGUGAUGCAGCGCGGUCCGCUUGCCGAGCCGCUCGCCGCGACGGUUUUCCGGCAGAUUGCGUCGGCCGUCGCGUACUGUCACGCGUCGGGUGUGAUGCAUCGGGAUAUCAAGCCGGACAAUGUGUUGCUUGUUCGCCCGCCGGAAAACGCGCCGGAAAUUGCGGACGCGGUGGAGCGUGCGACGGCUCAGCAAACUCAAUCCUGGAGCGCGUACCUUCCGCCGUCAAUCGCGGCGACGCACGUGGGAGCGGGGCGGCGAAUCUGGGGAGUGAAGCUCGCUGACUUCGCGCUGUCGACGGUCGUUAAAGGUGGUCUCAACGGAAAGAAGGCGGACCUCGGCGCGGGCACGCGGCAGUACAUGGCGCCGGAAAUGGACCAGGCCGCCGCCGCCGCCGCAGCCGCCGCAGCCGCUGGCGCUGCUGCUGCCGCCACUGGAGGGACCGGCGUUGCCCGAUGUGACAGUAAAGGGGGCUCGUACGGGUUGAAGGCUGACGUGUGGAGCCUCGGAAUCACGCUGUGCGCUAUUCUAACGGGGCGACUUCCGGCCGUCGAUUCGGCGACGCUCGCGCUUCACGAUUCGCUGCCGAUUAACUUCGUGUCGCCCAGUUGGAAAGGCAUCUCCGCCGACGCAAAGAAUCUCGUCCGUCGGAUGCUGCACGUGAACCCGGAUCAACGGCUGAGCUCGUUCGAGGUGCUGGAGCACCCGUGGCUGAACCAGAAGGCGGUGCGGCGGCUCGACAUCACGGCGCGCUGCCCCUCGCUGCUCUUCUCCGCGUCGCUCCUAGCACCGCCCUUCCAGCCUGCCGCGUGUCGUCUCAUGGCGAGCGCGGGCGGAGCGGCCGGCGUCGCGGGGCUUUUCGACACGGCGCAAAAAGCGCGGGCGGCCUGA